AUGAUUGCAGUGCAAGACGACGAUUACGCAAACGCUAUUAAGAAGCUUGAGGACGCAGGAUUCCGCCGAAGUGUUCCUAACCGCAACCCUCCUCCCGAGAUCAUGGAAGUCCAUCCAAACCCGCAGCAGAUGCUUGAUGAAAUAAAUGCUGGCUACAAACGACUGGAUCAGUCUUGUACAGUAUUUGAUUAUCCGCAUGGUGACCCGGCAGAAAAAGGCAUGCAGUUGUACCUGUUUCCAGACUCAUUUGCGCACAUUUUUCAACAAGAACACAUUGCACCUCCUUCGGUGGAAAUGGGAGAUACAGCAUCAACUGAACGAUUCAACGCACUAGUAGAAAGUUUUGUUAAGUCAGCGAUUGAUGAAGAAAUUAAUACUGGCUUUUCUGCAUGGGGUGAAUCGCUAAGCGCGUGGGUAUCUCAGAUGACAGGAUACCUAGAGGUUAAUAACGAUAUUCUCGAUCAUUGUCUAGACAAGCAGGCAGUGGAAUGGUAUAGUCGCAACUUUGGUCGAAUUCGUGAAGCCAAGCUUGGUCCCUUCGAUCGACGUAUCUCAAAACGUCUCGGCUCAGGAAAAGAGAUGUCAGUAGAUAUGAGGGGUAAGCCACUUGAUCAUGGUUUUCAUUAA
This is a messenger RNA of Microsporum canis CBS 113480, 627 nucleotides long. RefSeq lists its product as hypothetical. The record is from RefSeq and is a predicted model, not a curated record. The coding region runs from base 1 to 627 and encodes 208 amino acids. The transcript has 2 exons. Lineage: Eukaryota; Fungi; Ascomycota; Eurotiomycetes; Onygenales; Arthrodermataceae.